AUGAGCUCUCUACUACUGCGUGCAUUCCGGCCCGUGCUGACCUCAUUGUUUGAGUAUGCCGGCUAUCCUUAUUUCAUGGGCUCUUCAGACCAAUAUAUGCCCAUCCAGUCGAAUUGCGCAGUGUCAUCAGCAACCAACACCGAAACUGCUUCAUCAGGCCAACCCAAGAACUCCCAAGAUGAGUUACUAGGACCCUUCCGGCUAUUCUCGCUGCCAGGGGAGCUCCGCAACAUUGUCUAUGCCCACGUUCUCGAAACGGACGAAGCUAUCCUCAUGGCACCAUAUCUCAGGAACGGAGUUCUACAUCAGCGUCUGAUCCUCGACGACCCAACGACAAAACUACGGAUAGACCUAAACCAAAUGAAAUUCGUCUGCAAACAACUCUACGAAGAAACAUCCGCUUUACCACCGACCCGCUGUCCAGAACUAAUCUUCCCCCUCCGCAAAGACACCUCCGACUCCGCUUCUAGCAUAUGCGCAAGCUACAUCGCCAGCGAGUAUCUCAACGACAUCCGUCGCAUCCACGUCCACGAGCGCAUCGCAUACAGACAGCGUCCAUUCUCGCCGCACCUCUUCGACCCUUGCAUGGCCCAGCUCGUAACAUUCGCCACCCACCACCCCCAUACCUCGAUCCAAACCUUCCUCCAUGCCGCAGACCCGAAGAUAUCCAACGGCACUUCCAAAUUCCCCAUCGCAGGCUUCUCCCACGAGAUAGCUCGCAAACGGGGUUCUGGACGAGAUGGCUGA
Messenger RNA from Alternaria arbusti, 747 nucleotides. RefSeq lists its product as uncharacterized. Bases 1 to 747 code for a protein of 248 amino acids. Lineage: Eukaryota; Fungi; Ascomycota; Dothideomycetes; Pleosporales; Pleosporaceae. The transcript is spliced from 2 exons. The record is from RefSeq and is a predicted model, not a curated record.